Messenger RNA from Caenorhabditis elegans, 758 nucleotides. It is a transcript of the gene C25F9.9, whose product is annotated as AAA_lid_7 domain-containing protein. The transcript is spliced from 3 exons. The coding region runs from base 80 to 622 and encodes 180 amino acids. Lineage: Eukaryota; Metazoa; Nematoda; Chromadorea; Rhabditida; Rhabditidae. The record is from RefSeq and is marked reviewed.
AUGUAAGACACAGCGUGUACUCAGUGUCGCACAUUUCCUACCUAAAACAACAUUCAUUCACCGAAAAGGUUACGCAAAAAUGGAUGACCCGUUUCAUAAACUAUACGAUGUGGAUGUGUUCUUAGCAAAGGCACGAGAAAUGUCGGAUCUCAAUCCACCCGACCUGGUGCUCUUUUCCGAGUGUAUUUGGGGCGCCGCGAAUGUUUGCAUAAAGACGUUUUUUCUUGUGAAUUUCAAAACUUUGCUAAUGAAUCACGGGGAUAUCAGCAACUUUAUGGAUGUUGUGAUUGAUGAAAGCUAUUCCGACGGUCUUGGUAGACUGAAACUUAGCAUGGCGUUUAAAAAAGCUGAAAAAUGUCACAAAAACUUUUACGAGCUGAAUUUCAUAGAUAAGGAUGAGAGAAACAAAUAUAUUGAAUCGGUGAAAGACAUGAAAAUAUGUUUCAGUGAAGUGAAUGAAGAUACAAUGAAAAAAAUACGAGAAAUAUUAUGGCCUAUUGGGCAAUUUUAUUCAAAUGGCAAACAAUUUUCAGACUUAACACGGGAAUUACCAAAAGAAAGCACAGUGGCGUUUGGAAAAGUAAAUAUCACAUACAAGUAUUUAUCUAAAUCAUAUACAUGAUUACAAACCCUAUAUUCUCUUCUUUCUCAUUGUAAUGUGCUUCGAUCUUUUUGAUUUGUACAACUUGAAAAUUAAAAUUUGUUGUUUGUAUUUUCAACCAAGACUAGAAUAAAAUUUUUCUAUCAGCUUGAAAAAA